AUGGCUUCCUCCGCCACCGAGGGCGGGGAGGACCCCCACGACCGAGCGGCGGUGCUACAGGAAUCCGUCGGUGGAAAGCGGCGGAGGGCUCCGUGUUCCCCUCCUCCCCCGGCGCCACCUGGCGCCGGGUGCGAAGAGUCGUCGCGGCGGGUGUUCCAGAAGCUGUGGACUGACGCGGACGAGAUCGCGGUGCUGCAGGGGUUCUGGGAGUUCACGUCGCGGCGGGGGACGGCGCGCGCGGACUACCAGCACGACACGGGGCCCUUCUACGACGAGAUCCGCGGCCGCCUCGGCUUCGACUUCAGCCGGAGCCAGCUCGUGGAGAAGCUCCGCCGCCUCAAGAAGAAGUACCGCAACACGGCGGGCCGGAUGGCCGCCGAUCGGGGCUUCGUCUUCCGCAGCCCCCACGAGAGGGCCGCCUUCGAGAUCGCACGCAAAAUCUGGAACCCUGUCUUCGCGCGCGGCCCCGACGGUCAAAGCUGCGAUCCUGACGGGGUCGAGGCCUCCAAAGAUGGCGGCUGGGACUCGGACCACGAUUCCGGUCCGAGGCCUCGUAGGCGCCUCAAGAAGGGUAAGGAAACGGAAGCGGUGGCAACGCCGUCGGAGAUGAUCACCGCCGCGGCGAAUCGUCCCGACCCCGUGGUGGCGCCUCCAUCCAUGCCGAACUCCGAAAUGGCGGAGCAGAGCAUGAGGAGCUGCUUCUCGCCACUGUUCGACGAGAUACUCCGUUGCACAGGGAUCGGCCAUGGAGUGACAGCACUGAGCUCAAGGACACCAGCGGCCGCGGUGGGCGAGAGAUGGAAGCAGCAGCAGAUUCUAGAGCUGGAGGUGUACCUGAAGAGGCUGGAGCUUAUCCAUGACCACAUCAAGUCGAAGCUGGAGGAGCUCAACUACGAGGCAGACGCAGAAGCAAAGCAGCCGCGGACGAAGGUUCGCCGGAGCGACGACGACCUCGGUGGCUCUUGGAUUGCGGAGCCUGACAUAGACAGGAAAGCGGAAGAGUUCAUCGUCAGGGUCCACCGCCGGAUGAACCCGGAGCUGCACCUGGUCGCGGUGUAA
Musa acuminata AAA Group (dessert banana) is the source of this 1059-nucleotide messenger RNA. Its product is annotated as probable transcription factor At5g28040. Bases 1 to 1059 code for a protein of 352 amino acids. Gene Ontology annotation, biological process: regulation of DNA-templated transcription. The transcript has 2 exons. NCBI's taxonomy places the organism in Eukaryota, Viridiplantae, Streptophyta, Magnoliopsida, Zingiberales, Musaceae. Gene Ontology annotation, cellular component: nucleus. The record is from RefSeq and is a predicted model, not a curated record.